Messenger RNA from Rana temporaria (common frog), 6105 nucleotides. RefSeq names its product interferon-induced very large GTPase 1-like. The transcript has 6 exons. NCBI's taxonomy places the organism in Eukaryota, Metazoa, Chordata, Amphibia, Anura, Ranidae. Gene Ontology annotation, molecular function: GTP binding. Bases 467 to 5440 code for a protein of 1657 amino acids. The record is from RefSeq and is a predicted model, not a curated record.
GGCUCUCUGCUGGCUGGAAUAAACACGCUCUUUACGAGAUUCAUCUGACUAUUCAUCAUUGCGUCUACAAAAUCUACAAAGGUGAAGAAAAAACGAGGGGAAAAAACACACCGUAAUGCUACAGAAAUGCAUCCAGAACAUAUCCGUAGUGUAAAGCGGCCCCGAGGUCUUUGUAUCUUGUACGGUGUCACUGAGUAGGAGGGAUCGCCUUCAGCACACACCAGUAUACGUAUUGCUAUAUGAUGUUAGAAAAGUAGAAGGGAUUUCCCUCACAAUACCGGUAGAACAGGAAAAAAUAUAUAAAGUAAACAAAGUCAAACAAUCGCUGUGCACAACGACACUCAAAAAGGAGGAAAUGAAACUAUCUGUACAGCAGAAGAGCCGCAACACUUCUACAGAGAUCUCUUUGAAAUAAUUCUGAGAAGAACACUUUGAUGGUCAUCAUCUGUCAGAUCGGAGAAGAAAAAUGGAAGGUAAUGAUGAAGGCACAUGGACUAAAUUCAAGUGCAAGUUGAUGUCAGGAAUGUGGAGUAUUGUUCCUCGAUUCAUUUCACGGCAACUUUCAAGCUCAAUGCCAGGAACUUCAGAAGAAACCGAAGAAACCUCAAUUGAAAAGAGAGCACCCAAACGGAACCUAGACCAACCAGAACAAGCUACUCCAAGCAACAAGAAACUAAGAUACAACAAUCCUGAGCCAGAACUUUGCAUCAAAAGGACCAACUUUCAUCAUCUAGCAGAAAAAAUUAACAUGGAACCUCACCUGACUUCAAAAUUGACUCUGACGGAUAUCCUGAGCAUUGGCUUAGAGAACGUGCAUGACGAAUCACCGAAAACUGUAGAGGAUCUUCCCUGGAAUUACUUAAGGAAACUCAUGGCCUCAAACAGGACUGCAAGAGACAUUCUGCUUGAGAAAGAUCAGUCUACUGGUUUUGAUGUAUAUGAUAAUGGUGAUGAUGAUGAUGAAAACCUAUUUAGUGCUUCUAUGGUUUCAGGUGGUAAUUCAUUUAUCUCCAUUCACCCCCUGGAUGUCCUGUGUCUCCUCCUUCAUUGCUCAGAUAGUUUUCUCCAACAAGAGAUUGUAACCAAAUUGUCCAUGUGUCAGUUUGCCGUCCCUCUGUUGCUCCCUGCUGGUGACGGGUCACACUGCACCCUUAUGCUUUGGGCAAUGAGGGACAUUGUGAAGAAGUGGAGACCUCAGUCAUUAGCGGACAGUAAAGGGUUCAGAGAAGAAAAUGUGGUGAAUACUUCCAUGCCAAUCUUUUCUUUUGUCAAAUUGGGAAAAAGCAAGUUAUCCAAAUCUAAAACCCUGAACCAAAUUCUUAAUCCAGCUCAGCUACAUAAUAACUUCUUCAUACAUGACAAUAUGGAUGGAGGAAACAUUAAGAGGAAAAUAUCUGAUGGACUGGUGGAAAUGUCCUGGUAUUUUCCCUGUGGUAAGUCUGAUGUUUUCCCAGAACACAUCGCAGUGACCAACCUACGAGGAGACCUGGAGGCCAACUGGGACCAGUUCACGUUUCUGACAAGAAUUUCAUCAGCUGUGUUUAUAUUCAUUGAGGAUAUUUCUGAGAGGGAAUUCAGAUUGCUAUCAUCCUGCCCAACCACUGACACCCAGUAUUACUUUAUUGUUACUACUGGUCCCAGCAAAACCUUGAGUACACAUACACAGAAGACCCUUAAAGACUUAAUGCCAGUUCUAAAGUUGAAAAAAUCAAAUAUAAUAAUACAUGAAGGCAUGGCAAAUGAGGCAGCAUUUGUAAAAAAACUACGAAGUACUAUCGUUUGCUUCUUAAACAGUAAGCCAAAAGAAAAGAAAAUGAGAGACCUUGAGGAAGAAACUCAUGGAUUGGACAUCCAAGUGGAUGAGAGAGUUCUUGAAUGUCAGAAGGCCAGGGAACAUGCCAGGAAAAUUACAGAAGAAAUAACAAAUGUUUCCGAGUACAAAAAGAACACUAUGAAGUUACAGGGAGAUCUCUGGAGACAGUUAUCUGAAGUGGAGAAGGAACUUUGCAGAAUGACAAGGCAAGGUGGUAAAGACACACAACAAUAUCAAGAUGAACUGAGAAAGAAACUUAUUUCACUACAUGAGGAACAACAUAAGCAACACCUACCCCAUGGUUUAAUGCUCUUUAUUGACGCAAUCACUGAUUUAUCUAAGACUGAGAAACAAUAUUUUCUGAAAUGGAUGAAAUUUGAUCUUAAUUCACUUACUAGAGAUCAUCUUUCUAAUCUUCAAGCUGAAUACAAAGAAAAAUAUAACAAUAACUUAAGUAAUAGGGAUGAGCUCAGACAGAUAGACCAGAAAAUCUCUGACAGUUCUUUAGCAAUUGAACAUUUCCUACGUGUGAUGGAACAGUUUUAUGAAGCUGAAUGUUCCAUGGUUAAAGAAAAAAAAAUAGAUAAAAGACAAUUUAUUAGACUACCGGGAAUUGCUGCUGAUCUCUUGUUAGAUGGUUUCCCAUUAGAGCUGAUAGACGGAGAUGCCUCCAACAUUCCCCUACAGUGGAUAACUGAUGUUUUAAAUGAGCUGGACUCCAAAACAGGGACAAAAUGCAGAAUGAGAGUAAUCACUGUGCUGGGAGUGCAGAGUACGGGGAAAUCCACUCUUCUCAACACCAUGUUUGGUCUGCAGUUCCCGGUGGCCAGUGGAAGAUGCACACGAGGAGCCUUCAUGACUCUUCUUAAUGUGAAAGAGAACUUCCAGGAGGAGCUGGGCUGUGACUUCAUCCUGGUGAUUGACACUGAGGGGCUGAAAGCUCCAGAGUUGGCUUCCUUGGAGGACAGUUAUGAACAUGACAAUGAACUGGCCACACUAGUGGUUGGGUUGAGUGAUAUCACCAUCAUCAAUAUGUCCAUGGAAAAUACAACAGAAAUGAAGGAUAUUUUACAGAUUGUGGUCCAUGCUUUUCUUAGGAUGAAAGAAGUAGGGAAGAGACCCAACUGCCAGUUUGUACAUCAGAAUGUGAGCGAUGUGUCCGCUCAUGACAAGAACAUGAGAGACAGAAAGAAGCUUCUAGAACAGCUAGAUGAAAUGACAAAAGUAGCUGCAGAGAUGGAAAAGAAAAGUGAGAUAAGAACUUUCAGUGAUGUGAUGGACUACAACCUGGAGAAAGGCAACUGGUACAUUCCCGGGCUCUGGCUUGGGGUCCCACCAAUGGCUCCAGUAAAUUCUGGGUACAGUGAACAUGUGUCCGAAUUAAAAAAAUAUUUAUUAGAACUAAUGACAAACAAAGAAUCUCUGCACAGGCCUUUAACUAUUCCUGAAUUUAUAACAUGGAUAGAAAGUUUAUGGAACGCUGUAAAACAUGAGAAAUUCAUCUUCAGCUUCAGGAACAGUUUGGUGGCAGAAGCUUAUAAUAACCUGUCUAUACAAUACUCACAGUGGGAAUGGGAGUUCAGAAAGAUUGUCCAUGAUUGGCAGAUCCGUACAGAGACAAACAUUAAGAAUCAGACUGCAGAGAUUCUAAGUGAUGAACUUUGCUCCAAAUUUAAGAAAGAGCUCAACAAUUUGUUGAUUAGUAAAGAAAGUAAAAUGUCAGAAUUGCUGGAAAAAUACUUUAACAAUAAAAAUGAAAAUGUUCAUCUAAUAGAACGAUACAAACAAGACUUCAUUCUGAGCACAACAUCCCUGAAGGAGGAAUUGAAAAGAAAUUCUCUUGUGAAGUUUGAUGAGUUUGUUUCAAUUCAGAAAGGAAAAUUAAAGAUUCAGAAUAUCAAAAAUGAUUACCAGAAAUCUAUAGAAGGUAAAAUCACAGAUCUCCUCAAGAGGUGCCGAGAGAAGAAAAAAAAGCUUAAUGAUGAAGAGUUAAAGAAGGAAUUUCAGGAGAUGUGGAAGAAAACACUGACAGAUUUAGAGAUUGGAGAAUUAAACACAUGUAUUGUCAGCAAAUCUAUGUUACGGCAGCUAAUGAAUGACACAAGCAAUAAAGGACCAGCUUUAAAUGAACACUUACUGGGUGUGAAGGACUUGGCAGAUAUCACACAAUCUGAUUUCAAGAUGGACGAAAAAUAUAUUGAGAGUAAAUGGACCAAGAAACUGAAAGAUACAGUUUUAGAUAAAUUUGGUCUUAGGUACAAUGAACAUUUUGACAAAAUAAAUGUUUUUGCUCGUUCUCUUAUAGAUAACUGUAACACAUAUAUCAGAGGGAAGGUGGAAACUGGAGAGGACUAUAGUGACAACUACUGCCUGGAAUUACUUAAUAUGAUCAAUACAGAGAUUUGUAAACAGUCCAGAAAUCUUCAUUUGUCCUCAUGGUUUGAACUGGAUAUGAAGAUUCACAUUCUUGGAAAAGCUUCCAGAGAGUUCCAGAAGAUGCAUGAUAAAUUCAUUAAAGAGAACAAUCCAAAGCUGUGUUUGGAGAAAUUAAAGCCUGGAUAUUUAGUAACCUUUAUCGGCAUAUUUCAAGAGAAAGUUUUUUGUCAGACUAAAGCCCAAGAAUUCUGUGAGCGGUGUCUAAAACCAGCAAUGAUGGAUCAUGUUUUCCACCAUCUGGGGCAGAAAAUAGUGGAUGGAGUAGUGGAAUGUUCAGACAAGAAAUUCAAGAGUAGAACAUUCUUUCAAGAUUUUUUACUGCAGGAGCUACUGAAAGAAAUGUCCUUCCAGAAAUAUGUCAUCUAUAUGGGUCACUAUGAGGAAUAUACAAAAGCCUGGAUACUGAAUCACACUGAAACAUAUGCAAAGCCACAGGUCCUAAAACCAUUACACGAAAUUCUGCUCUCUUCAUUGGAUAAAAACAUAAGAGCAGCUCUUAAUGAAGAAAACUCUCUUAGAAGUUCAACAGUCUCAUAUUUUCUGAAAAGUGUAUGUGAGAUACUAAAGGAAGAAUUAGUGAUCCCCCAGAAUGAGAUGCAAGCGGUUGCUUUCCUGAACACGACUGAUGUUGGUCAAUUUUCAUCUGACAUUCAGCUCUUCCUCCGAGAUACAGAAACAGAAGUCUUAUCAGAUCUGCAAUCUAUGGAUAUAAAGUCUGUACUCUCCAGGGUGACGGUGAAGCCUCAGGAUGUAUUGUUCAGGAAGGUUGUUGGCUGUGGGAAGCGAUGUCCAUUCUGUAAUGUCCCCUGUGAGGCGGGAGGUGAUGAACACAAGGAGCACUUUUCUACCAUCCACAGACCCGAAGGACUGGGAAGAUACAGGAAUAGUAUUACUGGAAUUUUGGUCACGCAUAUAUGUAGUACAGCUGUUGUAUCUAAUAGAACAUUUAAAAAUCCAGCCACAAAAUACAAAUCACAUCCAUACAAAGAUUAUCGUACCAUUUAUCCAGAUUGGGCCAUCCAACCAGAUCCCAGUAUCGAGUCAUCAGAUUACUGGAAAUAUAUUUUUCUGAUGUUUAAUGAGAAAUUUGCUGAAGAAUACAAUGCAAAACCAGCAGAAAUACCAGAGGGCUGGAAGUCCAUCACAAAAGAAAAAGCUCUGCAAAGCUUAAAGAAAAUGUUCAAUAGCUAAACAGAGAAGACAAACCAACAACGAGAAAAUGCCCGGAGCAAUGAGUGAAAAGAAUAGGCGGAGGGCUUGCAUGACAGUGUGAACAGGGGACUGGUAGAUGUUAGGGACAGCAUGAUUGGCCAAGGAAGUGGGGGGCGGAGGAAGGGAGGUUAGAAAAGGGGAUGGAGCCCGCCCCCGGGACAAUCACCGCGUGGAGCAAAGUUCCUGCCCACCCUCCCCUUAAUGUUAUUCGUGUCUGUGUGUCUAGUUUGUGUUCGUUGCGUGUUUUGUUCUGUUUGUUUAUUGCACAGGUGCCUUUUGGAGGUGUGUCGUGGCAGUGGGUGUUGGUCUCUGCGGGGGAAGGAUGAUACCUCAAAAAGCAGUUUUAAGGACCUGUCGGUGAUAUGGGUCCGGAGUAGGGUUGUCCCGAUACCGAUAACAGUAUCGGUAUUGGGACCGAUACCGAGUAUUUGCGGGAGUACUUGUACUCCCGCAAAGGCCCCCGAUGUCUGAAUAGAAUACUUGCCCCCCCGCCGCCGCGGCGUUAAUCAGCGCUGUAAUGCACGCUGAUUAAUGCGGCAGAAGCUGCGGCAUCAUCAUCAUCUACUAGGUAUGUGGGACAUGGCUGGAUUUAUGUGGGGGGGACAUGGCUGCAAUAUAUGGGGGGACAUGGCUGGAUAUAUGUG